AUGAGAUUCUCCAAAGUCGUCUUGGGAGUAUGGACAUACUUCAUAAUGACGCUCUUCCCAGUGCCGGCCUUACCAUCCUCACCAACUUACAGAUUACGAAAAGGGCACACCGUCGAUGGCGACGUUAGCAUCGGUCAUGAAACCACUGGCGCCGCUGGCGAAGAAGACGCAGAGACCGUUCAGGUCAUCGACGCUGCCGAGACGGUAGACGCGGCGGAUCGUAUGGAGUUUCUCCAAACUCCAAGGUGA
Anthostomella pinea is the source of this 249-nucleotide messenger RNA. The record is from the annotation of a GenBank genome assembly. NCBI's taxonomy places the organism in Eukaryota, Fungi, Ascomycota, Sordariomycetes, Xylariales, Xylariaceae.